AUGACGACAACACACGAAGAAGAAAACAAAAUGGCGGCGUCCGAUGUCGAUGUUAGUAGCUCAAUUGAUCAAAAUGAGGACAGAAUUGAAGAAUUAACCGACGAAGAAUUAUAUAAUCUUGUUGAAGAGACAUUGUAAGUUCUAUCAACGUCAAAUUUGUGUCCACCACUCGUGAAUUCCGCUUUGAAAACGUAUGUUUACCUGGCAUGGAGCUGUGUGGAAACGUCAAAUAUGUAAAAAAAUAUUUUCUUUUAGGCAAGCUAACAAUGUGCUCAAGAAUGAAACCAAUAUGUUUGAAAAAUAUCUGAAAAGAGUUGAUACAAAAGACAGUACUGGCACAGGUAUUUGCUUAUUGCGAAAUACAAAAUCACUCAAGUACACAUUUAAAACAAUUGUUGGGUAAUUUUAGAGGAAUGAGGGGAAAUAUUCAAUAAAUAAAUUUUGAAAACUACAAAAUGAUUAUCAUUUAUUCAAACUUAGGUACCAUGUUAGUUCAAGCAGUUCAGGAACAGACAACCUCAAGAACAUUUAGAAAACGUACUCGAUCAAGAGGACAAUCAGUUGAUAGGUACAUGUGUACAUAACUUAUUAUUAUAAACUUGUACCUAAAAAACGAGUAAUAAAAAUACAUACUUAUACCUGUAUCAUUUCAUUGUGCAGAAAUUUAAAGCUUACAGCUGAACAGAAAUGUGACAUUGCCCAGCGAGAACUGGAGGAACUCAAAGAAGAAAUAGAGAAAUUGAAAGAUGAGUCUGAAAGAAUUCUAGAUAAUUACAAGGUAUACAUGUGGUGUGUAAUGACAAAUUUUGUAUCUAGAGUUUGUAUACACAAUUGUUGAAAGAUUCCUAUAUACUGUGCGCUUUUUUGUAGGCAAUUAUGGAGGAGGCUGAUAUCCAAAUAGCUGAAACUAAGAAAGCUUCAUACGAAUUUAACAGAGACAUUGUUCAAGGAUCUGUAAAUGCUGUAUGUACUGAUGUCUUUGUUAUAUAUUUAUGUUUGAUGAGCUUACAAAUAUUUAAAUUUCAUUUUGUUCUUUUGUCAUUUUUAGAGAACAAGUAAAAUAAUUGCUGAGAAAGUUGUCAGAUAUUUUGAAGACAAGAUCAGGAGUAGAGUAAGUUGUGUUGCUUGUUUGGCUCUGGUUAAUUUAAUUAUGUGCUUUGCGGUAAAGUAAGAAAUGAAAUUAGUGAGGUAAUUAGCAAUAUCUAAUGUAAAUUAGAAGUGUAAUUAAUUGACAUUAUUGUUGUUGUUUUUGAAACAGGACACACUUAUUGAAAAACUUCGUUUAAAGAACUCAACAUUUCGAGUACAGAAGAAAAAGUUGCAAAUGCAACUGAAACAAGUAUGUCUUCAUUGUUUCAGCGAGCAGUGCGUUUAAAAUAAUGAAAAUAAAAGUGUUUAAAAUGUUGAAACUGGAUGUUGUUUCUAGAAAGAAGAGAUGGGUGAAGUUCUACACGAAGUUGACUUUAAUCAACUCAAGAUUGAAAAUCAACAAUAUCUGGAGAAAAUUGACGACAGAAAUAAAGAUCUGUUGAGAUUAAAACUCAUGACUGGAAACGUCUUGCAAGUUUUGAAUACCUACAAGGUUUGUUGGCCAAAGGUUUCAUGAAUUGUCAAUUUGAACUGAUUUUGGACGUCAAUGACUCGUAAUUUCUCCUAGAAAAAGCUGCAUACUCUGACUGUGGAAUCAGCGCAAUUGAAACAAGAAAUAUCUUCAAGAACGGAACUUUUAUCAAGAAUUGAUACAGAAACCAGGCUGGUGGAAAAGGUAGAAGUAUACUGCACUUUCUUCCUGCUCAGAUUGUCCAUGUUUUUAACAGAUAGUUACAACGCAUCUUAGCGUUUUCCAUUCUUUACAAAUUUUCGACUUUUUGUAUAGGAACGAACAAAAGCGUUAGAAUUGAAUCAAAAACGAAGACAGCAACUAAGUGACUACAAAGUUCCCGAGGUUAGACAAAAACAAUAAGUGUUGAUAAUUUACUACAAUCCAAUACCUCAAUAAUUGUGCUGUUUCUUUUCAGGUGCUGGACUACGUGAAGGAACGAGCAAGUCUUUACGAACUGAACAAAACUGUAAGAAUGUGGGAGAGGAAAGUUGAGAUAGCUGAGGUAAAAUGAAAUGAUAGCCUGUGUUGGAAUGAAGUGAUCAUGUAAUGAUGGAUUUUAUUGGGGUUUUUUUCAUCAGAUGGCGUUAAAUACAUACAGAAAGACCUGGAAACAAAUACAGACCCAUAAUUCCAUGGCAUCGUGGUUCAGCAAUGAAAGACGAGAACCACAACAAACCUAG
Messenger RNA from Paramuricea clavata, 2283 nucleotides. NCBI's taxonomy places the organism in Eukaryota, Metazoa, Cnidaria, Anthozoa, Malacalcyonacea, Plexauridae. The record is from the annotation of a GenBank genome assembly.